AUGGCGUUCAUCACCAAUUUGGCUAGCCUUGCCCAAUCGUCGCUUGAGUUCCGAGUGCAUCUGCGUUGCGAGUUUCUCAUGCUCGGCAUGGCUAGCGCGGCGACGCUGAUACGUCCGCAGGCCUCAAAUCGUCUCCAAGAUCACCUGGACCUCUUCGAGAUGAUGCGAAAAGAGGACGAGAUCGUGCUCUCCGGAGGUAACUCCGAAGACUCGGGUGCCUCGUCACCAGUGAACUUCGAGAGCGCUAGUGAUAUUGCCGAAGCCCUCCAUUCGAAAUUAAGAAGUUCGCCAGCACUUCCCCACUUCAUGUCCCUUCUGCAGCAUUUGUUUAUGACUCAAAAACGAGUGCCGAAACCAUCGGGACCAUUGAAGUCGUUCAACUGGAUAAAGCUUACAGAGUCCAAGGUCAAAGGAACAGCUUGGGAGUUCAUUGAAGAUGAGAAGAUGUAUAAGCAGUUGGACUUGGAAGAUGUGGCUUCGACAUUCGCAUCGAGCUCCCAAAAGGAAGAGGAUACUGACUUCUACAGCACGAUAUCAAGGAGAACUAGGGAUACGCAGGUUUCGGUGAUCGAUCCGAGGCGUUAUCAGAACUGCACGAUUAUGCUCUCUAAGCUGAAGCUUUCCCACAGAGAAAUUCGAACGGCACUCUUGGCGAUGGAUGACAAAGGGAAACUUCCCAAGGAUAUGCUCGAACAAAUGCUCAAAUUUGUUCCGAGUAAGGAAGAGGUGACUCUGCUGCGAAGCGCUGUCAAUCGUCACAGUUCGCCGUCGGUUCUCGCCUUGGCCGAUCGCUACCUCUACGAAAUGGCUCAGAUCCCGCGUUUUGAGCCACGUCUUCGCUCUCUCUACAUUAUCCGAACGUUCCAGGAGAGAUUCGACUGUCUCACACCACACAUUCAGAGUGUCACGAAGGCAUCUUCGGCGAUAUCGUCCAGCAAGAAGUUCAAACAGCUGUUGGCGUUGGUGCUGGCGCUCGGAAACCAUCUCAACUAUGGCAAGAGGAAUGGGAACGCGUUCGGAUUCGGACCUACGUCGUUGAACCGACUGAGCGAUGUGAAAUUCUCUCAUCGCUCCGAUCGAACACUACUGCAUUAUGUUUUGCAAGUAGUUGAAAAUCGUUUGCCUGACCUCGGGAAGCUGAGAAGAGAACUUGCAGCUUCGCAACGAAGUUCUUGGCUGAAAUUCGCAGUUUGGAGCAAGGGAUCACCGCUGUUCGUUCCGAGCUGGACAUUCAUGAAAGAGGGCGCACAUCAGGAGCAGCUCAAUCAAGACCCGACCGAUGAGGAAUGGAAGAAGGACCGUUUCGAAGCGGUAGCCAAGCAGUUUGUUGCUACCGCCUGCGAACAGUACCACACUUUGGAGAAACAGCACAGCGAAAUGAAAGCCAAGUUCUCGGCAUGUGCAGCGCAGUUCUGCUUCGACACGCUCAAUCCCGAGGAGAUGUUUAGUUGCUUAGCCAAGUUCCUCACCGCUUUCUGUGACGCCCAACAACAGCUGUGGACAGAAAACGAGCAAAAGGAGCAAGUGAAACGACAGACCAUCGCCAGGAGCUAUUUUGCCAAGAAAGCUUGUCGCCGACGCGAGAACGAACGCGAUUUCGAUCAGCUGAUAAGUGCGCUGCAGUCGGGCGACCUCUUCAAAGACGACCUGAGCCGACUCCGGACUUCGCUUCGAGUGCCCAAGAAGUCUCGGGAUUGGUCGACUGCUGCUCUGACAGCGAUACCACCACAAACCCCAGACGUUGACUGUACCUCCGUCGACGAUGUUAGGCUGCCUGCAGGAGUGCUUCUCACCCUACAGUCAGCGUUCACGUUGUUCUAG
This is a messenger RNA of Ostertagia ostertagi, 1821 nucleotides long. The record is from the annotation of a GenBank genome assembly. NCBI's taxonomy places the organism in Eukaryota, Metazoa, Nematoda, Chromadorea, Rhabditida, Trichostrongylidae.